Molecule: messenger RNA, 885 nt
Organism: Caenorhabditis bovis
Lineage: Eukaryota; Metazoa; Nematoda; Chromadorea; Rhabditida; Rhabditidae
Source: the annotation of a GenBank genome assembly
AUGAGCAGUUAUAGCAGAGAUUUGCCGCAAAUUGAAUUUUGCGAAAUGUGCAUGCUUGGUGAUGCUCAGCGAGUGCGAUCCGCUUUGGCUACAGGCAUAAUUAACGUCAAUUAUCAGCACUGGAAUAAUAAAUGGAGCUCGUUGCAUUGGGCGGCCAGUCGCGGACAUCAAGAGAUUUGCCUUUUGCUCAUCGAAGCCGGUGUGCCGCUGAAUUUGAAGGAUAAUAAAGGAAAAUAUCCAUACGACGUGUGCCCUGCGGAUCACACCGAACUACGCGAGAUAUUGAAACCCGGCAUUCCCGAGGAGGAGAAGGACGACGAGGAAGAGGGAGGAACAAGCGAGGAAAUGGUUGAGGAUGAUCAUCGUUCGACGGCGAGCAGCACGUCGCCGAAAUUCGUGCCGAACUACAUUCGCCAUCCGCCGUUUCCGUAUUCGAGUCGAUCAUCGUUCGACAACUACUCGACGCCGGCAUCGCCAGCAUCACCGGGACCAGCCGUCUCGUCGUCGACGUACUCAUAUGGAAGAAGGGAUUCGGCGGAAACGACGAGAUUCUUGUUGGUCAGAACAAGUGUCGCGCAAGGCAAAGAAACGUACAAGAGGGUGACGCUGCCCGGCGGAAUGAAUCUCGAAAAGGUGAAAUUGACAAUCGAGAAGGCGUUCAGAAUACCCGUCGAGAUGAUAUUCACGCUGCCCGAUAAUAUUCUCGUCGAGACCGUCGAACAGAUUCGCGCCUUCAAACACUCGCAGAAGGUUGAUGUGAUAUUCAAAGACCAGGAGUCGAUGUCGGUUAGUUGGUUUCGUGCUCGCCUGAGCCGUGUCGAUGUUAGUGAUUUGGUUGGAACUCGUGAAUCCACUCGUUGCCUUCAUGGACCAGGAUUACUGUAG